AUGGAGUGUUCCGUUUGUUUGCAAGACUAUGCGCUGCCCAGCCGUGUGCCACAGGUGCUGAACUGUGGGCAUACCUUCUGCAGCAGCUGCUUAGAGCAGGUUGCAAAUGCUGGAAAAUUCAGGUGUCCAACUUGUCGAGAGGAGAGCUCCGCAACUGAGAUACGUGUGAAUUUCGCCUUGCGAGACGCGCUCGUUGGAAAGGAGUCUCCGUCCACGGUGGCUGCAUCUAGAAUCAUCGAGGCAGAGGCCAUAGACCCUCCCACUGAAGAUGAGGAGGCCGUGACUUUGCGAAUGCAAGCAACUGGUGCGGAGGAUGAGAUGCUGAUCUCCAUCGUUCCACCAUUGGGCAGCGUCCGAGCGCCAUCGGACAUUUGUUGCGUUGUCGAUGUGUCCACAUCCAUGGCAGCUGAGGCCAUGCUGGCAGAUGGCGCUGGUGUGUCGGUAAGUCAUGGGCUUGCCCUCAUAGACAUAGUCAAGCACGCACUCCGGACAGUGAUCCAUCUGCUAAACGGCCGAGACAGGCUGGCUUUGGUAGCCUACAGCAAUACCGCAAGAGUCAUCCUGGAGCUCACGCCCAUGACUGCAGAGGGUCAGCAACGAGCCGAGCUGCGACUACACCAGCUGCUGCCCGAUGGCAUGACCAACAUUUGGGCUGGGCUCGAAGCAGGCAUCCAGCUCCUCGCAGCUGCAUCGGACGGCAUGAGGCUGCAACAUUUGCUACUGCUGACGGAUGGGAUCCCGAACAUCAAUCCACCACGUGGCAUUGUGCCAAUGCUCAAGAGGCUCAAAGAGAAGUGUGGAGGAAGGCUUCCGUGCAGCGUGAACACCUUUGGCUUCGGUUAUGAGCUGGACAGCGAGUUGCUUCAUGAGCUGGCACGGCUCGGUUCUGCCUCUUAUGCCUUCAUACCCGAUGCCGGCUUCGUGGGCACAGUCUUCGUGAAUGCUGUUACGAACUUGUUGGUGACCAUGGGGGCCAACCCCGUGCUGAAGCUGACUGCCAGCGGUGGUAUUUCACUGUCGCCGUGCGCUGUUCCUGGUGGCUUGGCCAUCAAGCAAGCUGCUGGUGGCUUGCAGGUGGAUCUUUCCGGACUGCAAUUUGGCCAGUCUCGGCAUGUCCUCCUGCGUCCAUCUGUGGCUUCAGACGCACACAGUGCCAUAUCGCUGACGCUGGAGUACGACACACGCAGCCGAGCUAGACGCAGCGUGUCGCUGUGCUGCAUGCUCUGUGACCUGCUUCCGGCGGAAGAAGGCAUCGCUCAGAAGUCCCGAGUCCUGCUUGUGGACGGUGUGCGGAUGGCGAUGCGUACCUUGAAGCAGACCCAGCUGGACAAGCUGAAGGAGGUGCCGCUGCCCCUCCCCAAGGCGCAGGAGCUGAUCACGGAACUAGAGAGCUCCAUCAGAGCGCUGGGUGGAAGCUCCGAGGCCGUGGAAGCCUUGCUGGAGGACUUAUCUGGGCAGGUGGCUGAAGCCUUCUCUCGCGAGGAGUGGUACACGAGGUGGGGCGUCCACUUUCUUCCAUCGCUACUUUGUGCACAUGCUUCCCAACAAUGCAACAACUUCAAGGACCCUGGAGUUCAGCACUACGGAGGUGAUCUGUUUGCCGACUUGCGAGACCAAGCUGACGAGGUCUUUUGCAGCCUCGAGGCCCCGAAGCCGCAGCUGCGGUCUCCACCGCCGCCGCCGCCGCCUCCUCCGGUGCAGAUGCAGGCUACCCCGACUUCCCCUCCAGUGUGUCCUGCUGCAGCUGUGCGGACUGCUCCCCUUGUGGACAUGUCCCGCUACUACGAUGCAAGCGCUGGCUGA
This is a messenger RNA of Symbiodinium sp. CCMP2456, 1803 nucleotides long. NCBI's taxonomy places the organism in Eukaryota, Dinophyceae, Suessiales, Symbiodiniaceae. The record is from the annotation of a GenBank genome assembly.